Molecule: messenger RNA, 2048 nt
Organism: Rubroshorea leprosula
Lineage: Eukaryota; Viridiplantae; Streptophyta; Magnoliopsida; Malvales; Dipterocarpaceae
Source: the annotation of a GenBank genome assembly
GAGUCCGGAUAGAGAGAGAAUCCUUUAGGAGACUCUGAAAAAAGAAACCAACACUGUUCCUACCAAUUCUGACUCUGAUCCAUCUUCUUUUUUAAUUUUCUGAUCUGAUUUUAUUACAAAAGUUCUGUGAAUUUUGUUUUAGACAUUUUCUUUCUUUUGAUUUCGUUACAUGUUUCAGCUACAUUAGAUAGAUCUUGUUUCUCUCUCAAAUCUGCCUUUGCCCAAGUUUUUCCACCAAGGCUUUGGUUUUUCCCUCUGAAAUCCUCCCCCUGUUGAAACCCAGUCCAUUUUCCUCUUCUUUCUUGUUUAUUUGUGGUUUUGGGAAGGGGGUUGUUCCAAAUUUUUUAUCUUUCCUUUCAGAUCCUUGGUAAGUUAUGGCUCCUGAGUAUGAUAUGAAGGUUUGAUGAGCUUUUAAUUGGAGGCCAUAUGCGCAUGAUCGUGGGAGUGUAAUCUAUCAGAAAGUGUUCAAGGAGACAGAUACAUAAGCAUUCUGGUUUUGCUAUCUGUUUGAAAAAUGUCAUUCCGUAGCAUUGUUCGUGAUGUGCGGGAUAGUUUCGGGAGCUUGUCUAGGCGUAGUUUUGAUGUUAGGCUGAUUGGCCAUCACAGAGGAAAAUCUCAGAGUUCUUUACAGGAUUUGCAUGAUGAGCCUGUUAUUAUUCAGGACAGUUGUUGGGCUAAUCUUCCUCCUGAGUUACUCUGUGAUGUAAUCAGAAGGUUGGAAGAGAGUGAGAGUACUUGGCCUGCCCGAAAGCAUGUUGUUGCAUGUGCUGCUGUUUGCCGAUCUUGGAGAGCUAUCUGCAAAGAAAUUGUUAAGAGCCCUGAGUUCUGUGGAAAGCUAACUUUCCCAGUGUCUCUGAAGCAGCCUGGACCACGUGAUGAAAUUAUUCAGUGUUUCAUCAAAAGGGAUAAAUCUAAAUUAACUUAUCACCUCUUUCUCUGUCUUAGCUCUGCAUUGCUAGUUGAAAAUGGGAAAUUUCUUCUUUCUGCAAAAAGGACCCGAAGAACUACUUCAACAGAGUAUAUCAUCUCUAUGCAUGCUGACAACAUUUCAAGAUCAAGCAACACUUACAUUGGUAAGCUGAGAUCAAACUUCCUUGGCACAAAAUUCAUAAUAUAUGACACGCAGCCAGCUUAUACCUCUGCCCAUAUUCCCCCACCUGGACGAACAAGCAAGAGAUUUAAUUCCAAAAGGGUUUCACCUAAAGUCCCUACUGGCAGUUAUAACAUAGCUCAGAUUACUUAUGAGCUCAAUGUUCUUGGCACACGGGGCCCAAGAAGGAUGCAUUGCAUCAUGCACUCUAUCCCAGCCUCUGCACUGGAUGCUGGUGGCAUUGUACCUGGCCAACCUGAGCUUCUUCGGCAUCCUUUAGAGGACUCAUUCAGGAGCAUCUCCUUUUCAAAGUCCCUUGAUCACUCUCUGGAGUUCAGUAGCUCGCGAUUUUCAGAAAUUGGUGUUUCUCUUGGUGAUGAUGAAGAUGAUGGUAAAGCCAAGCCCCUGAUCCUCAAAAACAAGCCACCAAGAUGGCAUGAACAAUUACAAUGUUGGUGCCUGAAUUUCCGUGGACGAGUAACUGUUGCUUCAGUAAAGAACUUUCAGUUGAUUGCUGCUACCCAGCCACCUGCUGGUGCACCCACUCCGUCACAGCCGGCCCCAGCUGAAUAUGAUAAGAUAAUCCUGCAGUUCGGCAAGGUUGGCAAAGAUAUGUUCACCAUGGAUUACCGUUAUCCUCUAUCUGCAUUUCAGGCUUUUGCUAUUUGCCUGAGCAGCUUUGACACAAAAUUGGCUUGUGAAUAGAAGCAAAAUGCAUAAAAAGAUGAAUGACAAUCUUGACUUUGACAUUUAUUUUCCUUUUCAUUUCCACAUCUCAUCAAGAACCUUCAUUGUUAAGUUAGCAAAUUGUUAGUUCUUUGAUGAUGUUGUAAACCUAAUUGUGGCCCUUAUGACGGGCUCACAUCAUUGUAAAACUCAAAUCCAUGUCAUCUUUCUUUUCAAUUCAUGAUUAUCAAACUCUCAUUUUAUAUUUGUUCAAUUAACAUUUCUGCGUUUA